Messenger RNA from Phyllopteryx taeniolatus (common seadragon), 2045 nucleotides. It is a transcript of the gene fam117ba, whose product is annotated as family with sequence similarity 117 member Ba. Lineage: Eukaryota; Metazoa; Chordata; Actinopteri; Syngnathiformes; Syngnathidae. The coding region runs from base 651 to 1568 and encodes 305 amino acids. The record is from RefSeq and is a predicted model, not a curated record. The transcript is spliced from 8 exons.
CGUGCACACUGGUCCUCCUCCCGUCGUGCCAAGCGAAGCUAGUCGAGCAUCACCGCCCUCUUCUUUCUAUCUUCUGUCUUUUCUGUCCCUUCGUCGCAUUUCUGUGUUUUUUCGACCUUCACCGAAUGCAAAAGGCGCCUUCCUUCCUUUCCCCACAUUUCUUCUUCGAGCGCGAAGCGUUUUUUCUUCAUAUUUUUGUUUUUGCAAGCCACCCGUAACGCGACAGGAAGGGAAAAAAAAAAACACCACAACAACAACAACAAAAAAAAAACAACAACCUUGCGUCCAUAUCCAGCGGCGCCUAUUUUGACAGCCUAUGUGUUACCGAUUUGGCCGUCAUUCUCCGCGUUUAUUUCCCACCCUCGUUCGCGUUUUAGGUGGACGGCGAGCUCCCAUGCUGCUUUGCGCACCGCGCGACAACAGCUCACCUUUGCAGGACAACCUUCCUCUUCCUCCUCCUCUUCCUCCGAAAGCAUCAGCGGCCUUAUCCUAAAUCCGUCCUCCCCUCGGCUGCCCUCGGACCCGCCCUCAUUCUCCUGUCCGUCCCCCACCCUCGCGCCCAGCUGUGGCCCUCACAGGGCGCGACCGCUGGCGCUCACCUGGAAGGUCCUUGGCCUCAGGACGACUGCCAGCACCAGCACCUUUCCUACAUGAGGGACAAGGCCACACAGACCCCCAGGGCCUGGGCAGAUGAGAGGAGGCGAGGCUCUCACAAGCGUUCGGCCUCCUGCGGGAGCACCGACCAGCUCAAGGAGAUCGCCAAGCUGCGUCAGCAACUCCAGCGCAGCAAGCGGAGCAGCCGUCAUCGGAGGGACAAAGAGCGCAAGUCGCCCUUCAAUGGCAGCCAUACCAUCAUGCAGUCGCAGGCACCCAUGCCCAAGACCAUUCUGAUACCCAUCCCCAUAUCCAAGUCAUCCGCUCCUCGCUUCCGCAACAGUGUGGAGGGUCUCAACCAGGAGAUCGAACGUAUCAUCAUCCGAGACACCCCUGAGAAGGAUGAAACCAUUGUUCCGCAGGACGUCCCCGACGGGCACCGCGCGCCACCGCCCCUCCCCCCGCAGCGCAGCAGCAGCACCCGCAGCAUCGACACGCAGACCCCCUCGGGGGGCGGCCUGAGCGGGAGCCACAGCAACAGCAGCAGCCGCCCCGACUCCAUCUCGCCGUCCUACCUCACCGUCCUCACCGACGCGGUCGGCGGUGGCAGCCCCUUUGACGACAAAGAGCUGGGCCCCUGCUCCCCGCUGCCAAAAUACGCCGCCUCUCCGCGGCCUAACAACAGUUAUACAUUCAAGAGAGAACCUCCAGAGGGCUGCGAGAAAGUCAAAGUGUCUGAGGAGUCCCUGCCCAAAACUCUGCAGGAGGUCCCGCCCUUCCUGUGUCCCGACCGCAACAAAGUCAACUUCAUCCCCAACAGCGGCUCCGCCUUCUGCCUCGUCAGCAUCCUCAAACCCCUGCUUCCGGCCCCAGACCUUAACUUUCGCCCCGGGGUGGGCCUGCGCAGUCUGUCCCCGUCGCUGGUGCCUCUGUCCACCCAGCCCUGCCUCCUGGAGGAGCCCGAGAGCUUCUGACGAGCACCUUAAACACCUUAAAGCUCUGGAAAAAGAAAAAAAAAGGCCUUCAGCAUGCUAGCCCUCUGAUGUCUUUGUUCAAACAACGCUUCCCACUGCCUCACCUCCUUUUCCUCCGCCUCCGUACAACCGAUCUCAUUGCUGUCUUAUUUGAUUCGUAUUGUCUUGAAAGGAAAAGGGCAUCAUUUUUUUUCACUGUAUAUGAUACCAUGACGCCUUUCCACAGACAUAUCUUUUUUUGUAUCUCGAUCUAUUUCUUUCUAUAAAAUAUGCCUUCCACUACAAAAGGCCAUGGUGCUGCCAGAUUGUAGCAAAACUUGAAGGGGUAAAAGUUAAGAAAAAAAAAUGUGCCUGAUAUUUUCGAUUACAGUACUCCAUUUCCAAAAUGAUGUAGCACCUCCACCUUUCCGCUGAAGUUCCAAGGGGGCGGUGCCAACGAGAUUCAUACAUCGGUAUUAAAAGGCCAAAGCAACAUUA